AUGCCCCAACUCCUCGUGACGCUCCUGCGCGCCAGUAAUUUGCCCAUUGGCGACACGUACAUCCAAGGCAGCGUCAGUGACCCGUUCGUGACGUUCCAGCUCGACGACGAGUACUUGCGCUCGUCCUGUGUGAACGGGACGCUCGAGCCCGUGUGGCAGCCCGCCGAGACGUUUGAGUUUGAGGUGCUGCACACGUCACCGAGCAGCCCCGAGCGGCAGUUGGUGGUCCAAGUGGUCGACAACGACCGGUUCAAGUUGGACGAUCUGCUGGGGGAAGUGCGUCUACCGCUGUCACGCUUUGAACAGCGUCCGAACGAAGCCGUCCUGGAGACUUACGAGCUGCAAGUGCCCGACGCUCUGAAACAAGCGUUGGCAUCGCCGCUGCUGGACAAGAAGACGAGUAUCCAACUGGAGAUAUGCUUUGCACAGGAGACAGAUGGACAAAAGACACUGUGUGUAUGGGAGAACGAGGACUACGUGGAUGGCCAGUGGACACCUUCGCACAACAGCGAACGUCGUCAGUGGAGCACGUUGGAUCUCCAGAUCUCGUCCGACAACUUUGACCAUGUGGCACCAAAAGUACCUGAAGGCCUUGAAGGGGCCGGAUGGACGUACUCGACCAAAAAGGGCGAUGACCAUGGAUGGGUCUAUGCCAGUACCUACACAGGUCCCUGGGCGUCCACGCCGACGGCUCUGUGCUACGCGCGUCGUCGUCUCUGGCAGAACAACUGUCGUCCUGCAAUUGCGUGCGAGUAA
This is a messenger RNA of Hyaloperonospora brassicae, 756 nucleotides long. Lineage: Eukaryota; Oomycota; Peronosporomycetes; Peronosporales; Peronosporaceae. The record is from the annotation of a GenBank genome assembly.